Messenger RNA from Caenorhabditis angaria, 1784 nucleotides. The record is from the annotation of a GenBank genome assembly. Lineage: Eukaryota; Metazoa; Nematoda; Chromadorea; Rhabditida; Rhabditidae.
AUGCUACUUCCAAUAUUACUCAUUUAUUUUUCAAUUCCUCAGAUAUUUUGUUUUUUCGAGGAUAAAAGUUUGUAUAAUGAAACUUAUUAUGAUUAUUUGAAAGCUCAAAAAAGAUUAUUCAAUGAUUUAUUUACGGAUUAUGAUGCUGGAAUUUCACCAGUGUUUACUAGAAGUUAGUGGAAGUUCAUAGAGUUUUUAUUAGAGCACGUUUUCAAUUGAGCCAAGUUAUUAAAGUAGUUUUCUUUCAAGACAUUUUUUCAAUAAAAGUUUGCAGAUGUUUAUAGUCGAACCGAUGAUCCUUUAGUUCGCGGAACUCAACCAUUUCUUUGGAAUUAUACAUUAUUUCUAUAUUAUUUCAAACUCGUCGAAGUUGAUGAACCAUCGGAAAAAGUUGGGGUUGUUUUAGAAAUUAUGGAGGUAAAUAAACCAGAUAAUUUUAUUUUCAUCCAUCAAUUUUGAAUUAUCUAAUUCAGUAUUGGUAUGAUGCUCGACUUGCUUGGAAUGUUUCCAACUACAAUAAUAUUUCAAUGAUUUAUGUUCGUCAGGAAAAAGUUUGGAGUCCAACAUUCUCAACAUUUGCGGUGUAUGUUUUUUUUUUGAAAAUGAAAAAAAUUCCAAUUUUUUUUAGAAAUGAUAUUCAAGAUUUUCGCGAUCAAGAUUUCCGAUUGGUUGGAAUUAUGCCUGAAGGAUUAGUUUAUAGUUAUAUUCCAGCAAGAAUUUCAGCAAAUUGCAGAUUAGAUGUAUGUAUUUUAGGAUAUUUUUAGAUGUACCUAUUUUCAAAAUUCUAUACAUACAAUAAAUAAUUUUUGCAGGUAUCCCAUUUUCCAUUUGACACUCAAACUUGUCAAAUUCAAAUCAGUCUACCAAUUUUCGAUAAUCGAGAAGUCAAAAUUUUGAAUGAGAUUUAUAGUGGAGUUUUAGAGCCAUCAAAGUUUGAACAAAUGGGGAACUCGGAAUGGCGGAUUUUGAAUUUAUCAGCAAGUUUAGAAGCGUUGAGGUUUACUGAUGCUUUUGGGAAUAUUCAAUUGGUAAUUUAAUUUUUCAAAGAUCAUUCUCGAAAUUUAAAAAAACUGAAUUGAACCGAAUUUCAGAAAUUUUUAGACUUCUGGUUGUUUCUGAUGACCUUUAAACGCUUCUCUUGAGCUCACAAUAUUAGAAGAAAUCAGACUACAGUAACCCCUAAAAACCAAUAGUUUUCCAGAGUAUAUUUGAGAUCAAAAUGAAAAGAAAUCCAUUAUAUUACAUUUAUAUGAUUGUCUUUCCAUCUUUCAUAAUUAAUUCGCUAUCAAUAAUUGGAGUUUUUAUUAUGGAAUCGGAUAAAAUGUCAAGGGCAAGUUUUAAUUUCAUUUUUUUCAGCUGUUUCUGUGGAUACAAAAUGAAUUCUCAACAAAAAAAAAUCUAAUUUUAGCUAAAUGUUGGAUUGACAAAUAUAAUGACAAUGACGUUUAUUCUUGGAGUUAUGGCUGAUAAAAUUCCGAAAUCUGGAGAAGUUCCACUUCUUGGAAUUUAUAUAAUUGUAAAUUUAUUAAUUAUGAUUUUCGCGAUAAUGGUAACAAUUAUGUUGAAUCGAUUGAGAAAAUGGAUUGUUAGGGAUAAAAAAGAUCGGUGAGUUGAAAGAUCAGAAACUUCCAGAACAUUUCAAAAAUUUCAGAGUUUUCAGUUCGAAGAGCAGCAAAUUGGAAGAUUUUGUUGGCAGACCUUUUGAGAUGAUUUUGAUAACUGUUUUGCAUUUAGUAAAUCUCGCAAAUUUCGGGAUGAUUUUAGUGUAUUGGUAUAUAACAUAA